Messenger RNA from Ectocarpus sp. CCAP 1310/34, 1126 nucleotides. The record is from the annotation of a GenBank genome assembly. Lineage: Eukaryota; Phaeophyceae; Ectocarpales; Ectocarpaceae.
AUGUGCCACAAGGACGAGGGUUACAUCGCUGCCCUCAAGAGAGACGCCAACACCAUCGUCAUCUUCAUCCCAGGCGGGUUGACUCCCUUGCUCCAACCGCUCGACCGCAUGCUCAACAAGCAGAUGAAGCGGCUGCUGCGGGGCAAGUACACCGCCUACAGCGCGUCGGCGGUCGCAGACGCCCGGUCGGGGAAGCUGAAGCCACCGGAGUGUGGGGUCGUCUCUACGUGGUGCACGGAAGCGUGGGAGUUCAUCACCCCCGAGACGGUGAAGACUUGCUUCAAGAUCUGCGGUCUCACGCUCGCGCUCGACGGCAGCGAAGACCACGCCUGCGAAGACCACGCCUGGUGCGAGCACCACUUCGGGGAAGACUACCGCGACCUUCUUGAGGAGCAGCACGCCGUGUGGCUCGCUGAGCACCCCGACGUGACUCUCCCGCCGCUCAAGCUGCCGAAGGUACCAGGGGGGUUCGACUCCAGCCCCAUCACAGCUGCUCAGAAGGAAGUCGAGGGGAAGCUGCUACCCUACGUCGCUGAUGAGAGCGACAGCGAGGUGGAGGUCUUGGAGGGCGACAGCGACGUGGGAGUCGUGAAGGGGCAGGGGGGCGGGGGCGCCGAAGGAGAAGUAGUCGAACUUUGAAUCAUAGUUCUUUGGGAUUGCCAGUGAGAUUGGAUGUUUUUGCGAUGGUAGGGGCGCGGGCACGAAGUGGAGUUCAACCCGCCUAGAAAGUACAGUAGUAGGACGUUGGUAGCUCGUAGUGGUAGUUUGGUGUGAUUUCUUCCUUCGUUUUUGGUUUCAUCUGCGUUUAGAAUUGUUGAUUGGAUGCCGUUUGCCGAUUUGCCGAUCUUGAUUCUUCAGAACGCAAAGAGAAAAAAGAGUACAAAUACCACAUGUUUGACCAUCGUCAUGGUGCCAAGGGCAGCAGUAGCAGUGGAGCACGCGAUUCAAGCUUCCACAGUAUCCGGAAUUUCCAGCACAAGAUGCUGGUGAAAGGGUAUCACUUACCGCCAAACCUCACCGCACAUAUCGGCGUCUCCGCAUUGUGUGCGGAGACUAUGAUACCUGUGCGAUAAUCUAGCAAAUCAUUCGGAACCCGCUUUUUUUCCGCACACCCUGUGCCAAGACC